AUGAUAACAAGCACAUUGGACGAAGCCCAAGUGAUAUGGUUUCCUUUGGCCUGUUGCCUAGUCAUAUCUCUUGUUCGUAGUGUUCUCUGGCCAAAAGUUCCAGACUCGCAGGAGCCUCCGGCCCUACAACCAAAGAUACCUUUCAUUGGUCAUUUGAUUGAUCUAAUCCAGAUGGGUUACAAGCAACAUGUCAAGAAUCACGAGAAAUUCAAUAUGACGGCAUACUCGUUGCCCAUCCUUGGAGGCAAGCUUUACGUGGCAUCUUCACCACAACUGGCAUCGUCCAUAUUCCAGAAGCGGACUCUUAGUUUCGAACCCCUGAUUGACACCUUUGUUCGCACUUUGGUAGGCAUGGAGGGCCGAGGAAUGGAUUUGUGGACGAACCCGGAGUUUCGUACCGCCAUCUUUAAGGUUCUCUACAAAGGACUGGCCGGACCUUCGUUGAUUGAUCUUACCAGAUCAGGGGUCAGCAAUUUAGCCACCUCUCUUGACGAAAUACCCUUUGACCAGCUCGAGCCAAGAGACUUCUACUGCUGGACUCGUGAGACAGUGUCGAGGGCCGUCAUGAGAGGCUUCUACGGGAAGUUGAGCCCUUGGGAGAACAGCGGAGUCAUGCAGAGUUUCUGGAUCUAUCACGAUGACAUGCACAGACUCUUCCCUGGGUUUGCCCCCUCUGUCAUCGCGUCCAAAGCAUUCAAAGCAAGAACGGAGGUUAUCGAAGCCUUGGAAGCGUACAUCAAGCGUGAGGAGGAUUUUGGCGCCGAAGUUCCUCAAUUCACCAAGGACAGAUUCGGUGCAGAACGAAAGUUCGGAAUGUCGAUCCACAACAGCGCCAAGAUUGAGAUUCUCCUAGCCACCGCUCUCGCCAACAUCUCCACGCUCGUCUUCUGGCUUCUUUCGAAUAUUUACAGCCAGCCAGACCUUUUGGCCAGUAUUCGGACAGAGCUUCUCAAUGCCGCGGUUACCGAGAAGCGAACUGAUCAAGACCAUAUCGAGAUGACACUUCACCUGAGGAAAAUCAAAGAGCACUGUCCACUACUCCUGUCUUCUGCGCAAGAGACAGAGCGACACAAUAUUGUCGAUAACAUCACACGAACGGUAAUGACAGACACGACGAUAUCGGACGACGACCGCUCGUACCUCCUCAAGAAAGGGAACAAUAUCCAGAUGCCGCUUAGCGUUCUACAUAGUGAUGAAAAAGUAUGGGGCGCCAACCCUGAAAGCUGGCAAGGUGACAGGUUUCUGGAACUGGGUUACAAUGCAUCAUCACCGCCUGGUUUCCUUCCUUUUGGAGGGGGCAAACAUGUCUGGUACGUGAAUUGA
This is a messenger RNA of Colletotrichum costaricense, 1323 nucleotides long. Its product is annotated as prostacyclin synthase. The transcript has 3 exons. The record is from RefSeq and is a predicted model, not a curated record. NCBI's taxonomy places the organism in Eukaryota, Fungi, Ascomycota, Sordariomycetes, Glomerellales, Glomerellaceae. Gene Ontology annotation, molecular function: monooxygenase activity; heme binding; iron ion binding. The coding region runs from base 1 to 1323 and encodes 440 amino acids.